AUGCAGGUACCUAGAGACGACAGUUUAGAGGCGAAGGCCUUGGCCGUAGGACGGCGAUAUGAUGCGCGCAUGACAGAAAUCAUGCAGAACUUACGAAGGGCACCUGCCGAUGUUCGUUUCUGCAAAACAUGCAAUCUCGUUAACAAAUGGCCGAUAGCAGUCAGUGAAAUGUCCAUCGAGGUCAGUGGCGCCUUCAACAUCCUAUCGGGAGAUCUGGAGAACUUAUCGGAUAGUAGGAGUACCAAAGACAUACGAGGGACGAUUUGAACGAAGCGUUAGAGCUUUUGGCGCGUGAUUGGGACCCAAGGGAUAUGGACCGCAAUCUCCCAGGUGAUUCCUCCUCUUCCACCAGCUUCAAACAUCAACUGAUAGAUUGCCUGUAGAGGCAAAUAUUUCCGCCUCCAGAAGGUGGUUUUGUACCAUCGAUACAAGGACCAAAUGUCAUGCCUGUGGCUUGGCGUUUGACCUUGUUCACGUCGUCCGUUGCCAUUCCCCGGAAUACAUUUAGCAAUCCAGAGCUAACGUAGAGCAGUUUGAUCCCUCUGGAGACGAUACCUUUUCAGAGGAACAAAAGGCGGCAGCGGACGAACAUCGCGCUUUUUGUCCCAUUAGAGAGGUCGACGGCUGGAGAACUGACGUAACCCAAACCUACCACGUUGGGGAUUAUUGGGACCGAUUUGUCGAUGCUACGAGCAGGGGAGAUGAUAUCAUGUCCCUAGUCGGCGAAGACAACUACGGUGAGUUCGUUCAGCCCAGGCUCUCUCGAGCGCAAAUCGCUGCUUCCCAGAGAUACUUUAACAGAAAGGCUCUUGCAGCCCAAGUUCUGUUGAAGCAUUGCCCUAAAUGCUUGAGAGCUAGCAGCACAGCCCUGAUGGUGAGAUAGCGAUUUCCACCCAUAGCACCGCAGCACUAACUGUGUCCAAAACAGGGGAAGAGGAUGCAUGAGAGGGUUUGUCAGUUGGCACGGUCCGAUUGGGUUACCCUCGCGGAAGUACAACCGCUUCGAACCCAAGAAGGCGUUGAUGGACGCGAGAUGGUAAUGAAUUCGAACGGGCUACUCGAAAGGAGGUUUAGGAUCUUCGCUCCGAGUGAGAAGGCAAGACUCGAGAGAAAGUAUCAACUACAGCUUUACGCUCAAUUGAACCUGGACGAGAAAUCGCUCGCUCUAUUGGGUGACGACAACGAUUCCGAGGACGUCCCCUCAGAUCAGGACGACCGCCUAAUUGCGCGUCGGCGUGGACCCCCCCGACGCCGUCCUCACCGCAACCCCAUCGAUAGUGAAAAUAGUGAUGACGAAAAUGACUACGGGCCCGGCCGCGGCGGUGGGCGUAUCAUCCACCGCCGUAUGCCUACACUUGAGGAAUACAACAGUUGGCGUGCGAUGGCUCCGACUCUGCUGAACAUUAAUAAUAAUUCGACGGAGCAGAUAUCGUCUAGAUUUGAAAUGGAGUUUCAGGAUAUGCUCCAACGAAACGACCCUAUCGCUGCCAGUGUCCCGGAGCCUCAGACCAGCCUUCCGCAUACGGUUCGGCCUCUUCCUGAAAAAAACUCACAUCCAUGGCGCGCGAAAAAGUCACCCAGAACAAAAAUAGCUCUAGACACAGGUGAGAUAACCACCGGCCAGCUUCCGGCCAAGACCGCUCCACUCCGGGGCGACCCUCGGCCCCCCGCACCAGACCCCUCAAGACCCGACGAUGCCCGCAAGGGCGGCGAUACUAACAACGUCGGUACUGGCCGACCUCUUGGAACUAAGAUUCCGGCUCUCCCAGAAGCUGAUACGGAGAGACCUCUUGAUCUCAAUCCCACUCCCGCGCUUCAGAGGGCAUACGAUGAGAUGCCAGAAGCUUUCAUAUCCGCCGUGACAGAGACGGGGUUGCUUGAUGACCCGAUAGCCUUUUCUGAGAGGGUAUUGACCCUCAGGCUAUUGCGCACAGGUUGGGAUGUCCAGAAUGCACGGGCAGCGGGAGAAGCAGCCAGAAAAAGGAAAAGGGGUAGAAGAGAGGCGGCUGAACCGGACGCCCGCAGCCCGCUUUUAAUGUAUGUCGAUUUUUUCACGGAAGGGGGUCUCACUAGUUCACCUACGCCCGUAAGCUUCCUAGAAAUUCUGCGCUACUCGGACGCCAGGCUUGAGAGAGAUAAUUCGUAUAUUCCAUUCCUCUUUCCGGUAGAGUCGGCUUCGGAACACAAUCCAUCAGCGCCCCCGAUGCCAGCCGGGUUUAGGCAAGCCAUGAUACAUACCCAAGGAUUUUUGGAGUGUUGCAUGCUAGGAGUGCGUAGGAUGAUGGCAUUCUGGGGCUUCCAGCACCGCGGCACAAGCUCGACCGGGAGACACCUAUGGCGGCUGGCUCCAAACUUCGUUGCCGCAAAUCAUACGUGGACACGGAACAUUGAUCAUAAUCACCUGCGUGUGAGCCGCGUAAUUAGAUUCCUGCGUUUGGCAGGAGCGCAUCGCAUUGCGAGAUCAAUAUAUAGGUGCAUGAUGAGGGCCAUCAGAGAGAGGAACCUUCCAGUGGACAUUCAAACCUGGAUUCUCUGGAGAAGAAGAGCGCUGGGGCCAGUGGGCAUAGGCCCACUCUCCCAAAAUUUCCCACCCGAUAGAAACUAUAGGACAGACUCAGAACCAGGCCAAGACGAUAGGUCAGAGGACAAGAUACCCAACGGCCUCACCGACGACAGCUUGUCUGGACGCAGCCACUCCACCGGCGACAGCUCGGUUAGACUCCCGCGCUUGUGGUCCAGCGGGGGCCCCCUGCCGGAGCCCCGGGGAAACCUCCCAACCGUUAAGUGGGGCCAGCUCAGCCCGCCCUUCGGAGCCAGCUUCACCGAUGAUGAUAUCCAGGCAUUUGGCAACGGCGGUGACCUAGGAGAGGUCCACAGUUCCUCCUCCUCUGAGGGCUUCUUGGACCCGCACGAGCGCGACGAGGACUUUAUCCCGAAGAGACUGCCAAUCUCCCCCGUUGGAUCCCCGGUGGCCGUACAUGUUCGAGCUCCAUUGGCAGGUCGGGACUCGUACGAGAGUGUGCCCAAACGUGAUGAGGAUUAUGCAGCCAUCAACACAAGGAGUAGAACCGUACCCGGGACACGGCCACAGGAAACGCAGCAGCCAGUAGAAAGGCAUCCCAUUCUUUCCUUCCUUCCUUCCCUUCUCCGGUACCUACCGCAUGAAACAAUACUAACAUGAUACGGCCUAGUGACCAAACCUCCUUCUAUCCAAGAGCGGGGCCAAGGCGAGAUACGGAACGCACCCCGCCGAUGACUCCCACGAAGAAGACGAAUUUGAGGAAUUCAAGGCGGCGGCGCUGAAGGACUUGGGCCCGAACACUACGAGGGCAGCUGAGUCCGUGCUAUGA
This is a messenger RNA of Tuber aestivum (summer truffle), 3350 nucleotides long. The record is from the annotation of a GenBank genome assembly. Lineage: Eukaryota; Fungi; Ascomycota; Pezizomycetes; Pezizales; Tuberaceae.